Messenger RNA from Papaver somniferum (opium poppy), 1242 nucleotides. Its product is annotated as zinc finger A20 and AN1 domain-containing stress-associated protein 5-like. Gene Ontology annotation, molecular function: zinc ion binding; DNA binding. Lineage: Eukaryota; Viridiplantae; Streptophyta; Magnoliopsida; Ranunculales; Papaveraceae. The coding region runs from base 372 to 899 and encodes 175 amino acids. The transcript has 3 exons. The record is from RefSeq and is a predicted model, not a curated record.
CUUUUCUUUUGUUUAUUUAGGGUUUCUUAUUUCUUCAUUUUCACCCCCCUCCUUUGAACCAACCUCCUCGAGGAAGAACCCACCGCCGCCUCCUCCUUCCGCUCCCUCCCUCCCUCCGCCUCCCUCCUUCCAUCAGCCUCAGGGGAGUGGAAGUUUCAAACGAAGAAGAAGAAGAAGAAGAGAUCUAGAAGCUGAGCCUUAAUCACUUUUUAAUUAGAUGUUAUCAUCAGAUUAAGAAGAGAGGGGAUUUCAAAUCUGAGUUCCACGAUCAGCUGAUUUCUUUUAAUUUAAUCAGUUUCUAGGUUUUCGAUACUUUUGAGAGGAGAAUUUCAAUCACAAGAAAACUAGGCAGCCAGCAAUCGAAGACAAAGAUGGCAGAAGAACAAAGAUGUCAAACUCCACCAGAACACAGAUUGUGUGCAAACAAUUGCGGAUUCUUUGGUAGUCCAGCAACUUUAAAUUUGUGUUCCAAGUGUUAUCGGGAUCAUUGCCUUUCUGAACAACAAGCUUCUUCUGCAAAAAUUGCCGUUGAAAAAUCUCUAGCUGGAUCAUCCUCUUCAAUGACAACAACCAAAGUGGUGGUCUCUACUCCUGCUUUAGUGCUUCCAUCAACUUCAGCCGACAGCACAAAUCUGGUCACUGCUGCAACUUCAUCUCCUGCCGAAGAACCUCCAGUAGUAGCUUUACCAGUGGUCGAUGCACAACCAGGACGAUGCUCGACUUGUAGGAAAAAGGUCGGUUUGACAGCAAUCAAGUGCAAAUGCGGGUUGACAUUCUGUGCUACUCACAGGUAUCCAGAAAAACAUGAGUGUACGUUCGAUUACAAGGCUCUUGGAAGAAAUGCUAUUUCAAAGGCUAAUCCUGUUGUGAAAGCGGAUAAGCUCGAGGAGAAGAUUUGAAAGCUAAUUUAUUUGUGAAAGCAAAAAAGCCAGUCUGGACAAGAUUUGAAGCAGUGAACUUUUUUCUGCAUUUGGGUAUUUGUGGUUUAAGUUUGAAUUGUCUGUGUUCUUUUAUCAUGAUUUGGUUUUAUAAUUCGGCCGAUGGGAAAGAAAACGAUAAACAAUUGAUCGGUCUGGUCGGAUAAUUGAGAGAGGUAUUUAUCAGCUUGAGCCUAAUGGCAGAGGUUGGUUGUGAACCCUGUUCUGCGUUAGUAAGACUAUGAUGUUAUUGUUAGUGACUAUGUAUGCAUCUCUCUAGCUCUCUUUGGUUGAUAUGAAACUGUUCUUUCUCCCCUGCUUUAAA